AUGGCAACACCCGUCAACAGCGUCCUUGUUCUUGGUGCUGGUGAGCUGGGCAUGGCUCUAUUGGAAGCUCUUGCUCUCCACCCGCGCCGGCAGACGACUAAGCUGGCUGUGCUUCUGAGACAGUCGACGGUGGAAUCUAGCGACGAAGAAAAACGCAGCAAAAUCGAACAAUUGCAGUCAUGGAAUGUGGCGGUUGAGCCGGCUGAUGUCCUGGCUGCUUCCGUGGAAGAUCUUGCUGCCAUAUUUGGCAAAUAUCACACCGUUGUGAGCUGCACGGGAAUGGAGCUUCCAUCGGGCACGCAGACCAAGCUUGCCAAGGCUAUUUCCCAGAGUCAGGCUUCCAGGUAUUUCCCUUGGCAGUUUGGGAUGGAUUAUGAGGUGAUUGGCCAGGGCAGCUCACAGGACUUGUUUGAUGAGCAGCUCGAAGUGCGGAGACUGCUGCGGGAACAAAAGACUGUGGAUUGGGUCAUUGUGUCUACAGGGCUGUUCAUGAGCUUUCUAUUUGUGGAGGCCUUUGGUGUUGUCGAAUUGGAUAAGAAGAUUGUGCGGGCACUCGGCAGCUGGGACAAUCGUAUUACAGUCACUACGCCAAAGGACAUUGGCCGCGUCACUGCCGAUGUUAUUCUCGACCCGCGCCAGAUUAAGAAUGAGGUUGUCUAUACGGCUGGCGAUACAAUAGAAUAUGGCCAGCUUGCCGAUGUGCUGGACCACGUUUAUGGGUCCAAGUUUACGCGCGAGCUCUGGGACUUGGAUAUCCUCAAGAGGCAAAUGGCUGAGGACCCCAAUGUUAUGGUAAAGUAUAGGGACACGUUUGCGCAAGGAGUUGGUGUUGCUUGGGACAUGGCAAGGACGGUCAAUGCGGAGAGAGGCAUUAAAAUGACGGAUCUUCGAGAUUAUUUGGAAGCUCUAAAGAAGUAA
[Torrubiella] hemipterigena is the source of this 918-nucleotide messenger RNA. The record is from the annotation of a GenBank genome assembly. Lineage: Eukaryota; Fungi; Ascomycota; Sordariomycetes; Hypocreales; Clavicipitaceae.